AUGGGUGAAUCGAAACUUCCGCCACUAGCUGCCGAUGCAGUUCUCAAGCAAUCUGUAGCUGUCCCAGACUCUUUUGUGAAAGUUUCUGGUGUUGACUAUUCUGCUGACUCGGCCUACAAUGCUCGGGCCACCGACUUGAUUGAUUCGAUGAGAAACAUGGGUUUUCAAGCCAGUUCGGUAGCCACUGCCUGUGACAUCAUCAACGAAAUGGAUCUGUGGCGUGGAGAGCACCGUGACCUGUUGGAGGAACACAAACGUACUGGUGAGUUUGACUCGCAGGGUUUCCAAAAGGCCACGGUUUUCAUGGGUUUCACUUCCAACUUGAUCAGUUCCGGCUUGCGGGACACGUUGCGCUACUUGGUGCAGCACAAGAAAGUCAGUGCUAUAGUGGCAAGUGCAGGUGGUAUCGAGGAGGAUUUAAUCAAGGUGUUGGCUCCUACUUAUAUGGGUGACUUUGCCUUGCCAGGAAAAGGCUUGAGAGACCAGGGCUUGAACCGGAUUGGUAACUUGUUGGUUCCUAACGACAACUACUGCAAGUUUGAAGAAUGGAUCGUACCUAUUUUGGACCGUGUCCUUGAGGAGCAACAGAAGGCGCUCGAGGAGCUUGGCGCUGAAGCUUUGAAUGCUGACCUGCCUGCUGUGUGGACUCCGCUGCGGUUGAUCGACCGUUUGGGCCAGGAAAUCAACGACGAGCUGCUGGUUCUUUACUGGGCGCACAAGAACAAAAUUCCAAUUUUCUGUCCUGCUCUCACCGACGGAUCCAUCGGAGACAUGCUUUUCUUCCACACCUUCAAAGCGUCUCCGCAACGUCUUCGCUUGGAUAUUGUGGCCGACAUUCGCCGCAUCAACUCCAUGUCCAUGGAAGCAUCUCGUGCGGGCAUGCUUAUUUUGGGUGGUGGUUUGAUCAAGCACCACAUUUGUAACGCCUGUCUCAUGCGGAACGGUGCAGACUGGGCUGUUUACAUCAAUACUGGACAGGAGUUCGAUGGCUCAGACGCUGGCGCUCGCCCAGAUGAGGCUGUCAGUUGGGGAAAAAUCAAGGCCGAAGCCCGGUCGAUCAAGGUUUAUGCGGAUGUGACUGUUGUUUGGCCUUUGAUUGUGGCUGCAACAUUUGCGGCUAAAAGACCUGAACAGGCUGCUUGA
Molecule: messenger RNA, 1143 nt
Organism: Clavispora lusitaniae ATCC 42720
Lineage: Eukaryota; Fungi; Ascomycota; Pichiomycetes; Serinales; Metschnikowiaceae
Gene: DYS1
Product: deoxyhypusine synthase
Biological process (GO): peptidyl-hypusine biosynthetic process
Cellular component (GO): cytoplasm
Molecular function (GO): deoxyhypusine synthase activity
Source: RefSeq, a predicted model, not a curated record